AGAUCAUUUGCGAGGUUGAAGACAAGUGGUGAUUGACAAGAGCUCCUUCAGCCUUAAAUUGGCCAAUCUGCCAAAGAGAUUAAGUUCAUCAGAUACAGUGUCAGACCAUUGGACAAGCAACAAUGUCAAUGGUGGGUUUCAAAUACGAGGAAGCAAAACUAUUAGGCUAUCUCAUGGAUGAGAAGGAGAAGCUUGAUGUCAUCUCCAUCAUCGGUAUGCCUGGCUUGGGGAAGACAACGUUGGCGCGGAAGAUUUUUGAGAAUGAACAAGUAUGUUAUGAGUUCCCAAUCCGCAUUUGGGUUAAUGUUUCUCAAAAUUUCAACAGUAGGGAUGUGUUUCUCAACAUCCUAAAAAAAUUCACCAGCAAUGACAUGUCUGGCCUCAAUGACGAGGAGUUAACCCAAUCAGCUCGUUCGUGCCUGUCCAAAGAGAAAUUCUUGCUGGUAAUGGAUGAUGUGUGGAGGCCUGAGGAUUGGCAAGUCAUACAAACUACACUUCCCAAUAGUAAUAAAUGGAGUAAAGUCUUGAUCACCAGUCGUCUGAGUACUGUAGGUGAAAGUGCUAGAGUUGGACACUUCACGGAGCCUCACAAUCUUCGCUUCUUCAACCUAGAAGAAAGUUGGGAACUGCUGCAAUUGGUGGUAUUUGGCAAUGAAGAAAAUUGUUUCCCUGAGUUAGUAGACAUUGGAAUGAAAAUAGCAGACCAGUGUCAUGGAGUAUUGUUGACAAUUGUGGUGAUUGGAGGUAUUCUCGUAGAUCUAUUCGUCAAAACACGUGUGCCCCGUCUUUUGAAAACGUUAUGGGAUGAUGUGUUACGUAAUAUGAGCAAGUUUGUGAAGAAUGACGAGGAGAAGCGCAUAUUAGAAGCUUUGGAGUUGAGUUAUCAAACAUUGCCUAAUUACCUAAAAGAAUGUUUUCUCUAUAUAGUAGUGUUUCCCGAAAAACAUGUGAUCCCAGCUUGGAAGCUUAUGCACUUGUGGAUUGCUGAAGGAUUCGUGCUGCCUAAAGGAAGAAGUUUGGAGGAAGCCGCAAAGCAAAAUUUAAGUGAACUUGUCAGUAGGAACUUACUCAUGGUUGACCGUAAAAACCUAAUGGGUGAAAUAAAAACAUGUCGCAUUCAUGAUAUGAUUCGUGAAUUUUGCAAAGACAUAGUUGUGGAGCAGAAGUUAUUCCAAGAGAUAAGGAAAAAUAAGGGAGUAUUUGAACCUCCAGUUUCCGAGGUCCAAAAGUUCCACCGUCUUUGUUUCCAUUCAGAUCUUCCUGCAUUCUUCUCUAGAAAACCGAAAGGCCCUCACGUUCGUUCAUUCCUAUGUUUCUACAAGGCACCUGUCAACCUGGAAGACAAAUACCUAACAUCAAUUCCAGAUGCCUUCGAGUUGCUCAGAGUUUUGAAGUCGAUCUCCAUCCGAUAUAGUCAAUUUCCUGCAAAAGUGACCAAACUUAUUCAUUUAAGGUAUAUCACUCUACAUAUUGAGAAAUUUUCUAUUCUUCCGGAGCCCCUCUCCCAGCUAUGGAACCUACAAACUCUUGUAGUCGAGACAAAGUCACAUUCCAUUACCAUGAAAGCAAAUAUAUGGAAGAUGUAUCGUUUGAGGCAUCUCAAGUUGAAUGCAGCCAUAGUCUUGAACCCGAAAUGGGAUGGUGAAGGAGGCGAAAACCUCCAAAUACUCAGCAGAUUGGCACCCGAAUCUUACACAACAAAGGUUUUCAAAAAGGCCUGCAACCUUAUUGAAUUGGGAAUACGUGGUAAACUAGCUACUCUUUUUAGCCACAUGUCCAUGGAAAAUAUGGUUCGUCUUGAAAAGCUGAAGCUGAUGAAUGAUGUACCUACCGACUCUGAACCUCUCCCUCGCCUCCCUCGGCCUAAUUCUUUCCCUCCGAAUCUCAAGAGGCUGACAUUGUCGAAAACAUUCCUCGAUUGGGAGCAUAUGUCGACGUUGGCUGAGAUAAAAAGUUUGGAGGUGUUAAAGCUGAAAGAGAAUGCAUUUAUAGGAAGCUAUUGGGAUGCUUCGGCUAGUAUUUUCGACAAUCUCCAAGUCUUGGUCAUCAUAGAUGCAGAUAUUGUUCAUUGGUUGGUUUCUACGUAUAGUUUUUGUCGUCUUGGUUGUCUCGUGCUGAAAAACUGCGACAAACUCAUUCAUAUUCCAUUUGAGCUGAGCAAGAAGUUGGAGUUGCUAGAGAUUGAGCGCAUUCAAAGAUCAGCAAUUGCAUCUGCAAAGAGGAUCGAAGAGGUGAAAAAGGGUGAGCAUGUUCGGUUCAAGCUCCAAAUGGGCCCUGGAUGUGGGAUAAAACCUAAUCAUUACUAGCCUACCCCUAGGUGUGUAGAGAAAUUCGCCAGGUCCAGGGAAUGAGGAGUAAUAUCUACCAGGCGGAGGAAUUAAGCGAAAAAGAGAAUGAAAG
Molecule: messenger RNA, 2400 nt
Organism: Salvia hispanica
Lineage: Eukaryota; Viridiplantae; Streptophyta; Magnoliopsida; Lamiales; Lamiaceae
Product: putative late blight resistance protein homolog R1B-23
Biological process (GO): defense response to other organism
Molecular function (GO): ADP binding
Source: RefSeq, a predicted model, not a curated record